AUGUCAGAUCAACAUCUUUCAUAUCAUUUACAGCAACAAUAUUCACCACUUAUUAUCCCAACAUCGAAUUACAAAGUGAUACAUGUGAACAAAUAUACAUCAUUAGAAAAUCUGCAAUUGCUGAUUGGUCUCGUACAAAAAUGCACGCAAUACACUAGUGAUACUGAAUCUGAACGAUCAAAUGGUAAAUUGGCGUUAAUUCAAAUUCAAGCCAUACCUCGACGUUUACCAGCAUUAGUGAUAUUAAUUGAAUUGGAGCAUUUGCCACCAAAUAAUUCAUGCAUGUACGUAAAAAUUAAAGAAAAUUUUUUAUUCAUUUUUAAAUCAGGAAUAGAACUGUAUUCUUGGGGUGAUAUGGACGAGGAACUCGCUCGGCUUAAAGAUUAUGAAUUCUUUAAAUGGCCAAUAUUAGCAUUAUUAAUUGAUAUCCAAUCUUAUUUUCCUGGUUGUCAAUUUGCUGGUCCAGUUAUACAAACACUACCACAUAAAUCCGCUCAUCGACGCCGAACACAAGAAGCAAGAAGCCGCAGAAACUGCAUCAGAAAUAAUACAUUACGAAUACGACGUUAUCAAUAUUAUCUCCAAUACAAUAUUUAUUAUCGAUUUACGAUGAAAUUAGUAAAAGAAAUUCUUCGUCAAAAUCAAAUUAAACAUACACAUGUCAAAGUCGCCGAUGUCUUAUUAAUUAUUGGUUUUAAACAUGACAUGCUGAAGCAACAAUAUCAACAACAGUUAUCUGAAGAAUUAUUUACAUGGCAUAAUUAUUAUCAUCAGCAUCAUCGUCAUUAUCAACAUCAUCAUCGUCAUCAACAUCAUCAUCGUCAUCAACAUCAUCGAGAUCGUCGACAUCAUCAUAGUCAUCAACAUCAUCGAGAUCGUCGACAUCACUAUCAUCGAUAUCAACAUCGUCAUCAUGAACAUCAUCGUGAACAAUAA
This is a messenger RNA of Rotaria socialis, 936 nucleotides long. The record is from the annotation of a GenBank genome assembly. NCBI's taxonomy places the organism in Eukaryota, Metazoa, Rotifera, Eurotatoria, Philodinida, Philodinidae.